AUGUUGUCUAAAGUGAUGUCAUCUUUUGAUGAGGCAAAAAAGGAAAUUGAUACGCUUAGGAAUACGGUACGUGGGUUGGAGGAGAAGAAUGGGGACUUGCGCGUGAAAAGUGAGGAAAUGAAAGAUGCUUAUACAGUGUCUGAAGCGGGAUAUCGUGAGGAGAGGCGCUCGUUGUUGGGAGAGUUGUCUGUGCUGCGCUCCCGCUGUCUUGCGCUAGAGCAGGAAUUGGGGAGUGCUAAGGAGCUUUCACGUGAGAAAGCGGUUAAGGCUAAUAGUCUGCUGCAGCAGCUUGCGGAGGCAAGGUCGGGGGUAGCUAAUGUGGUAUAUUCACAUGGUGCGAAGCUGAUGAGGAUUUCAGUGGGAUUGGAAGAGUCAGUGCUUUGUCUGCGUGAUGUUGUGGUGGCAGAGUUGAAGCGUGCGGCCCGUGGGACGGUGGUGGUGGACGAGGAGGGACAAUGCGUCGUGCAGCUAGCGCGCGAGCUGUGCAGCGUUAUUGAUCAUACGGCUGAUCUUUCCUUGCGGCUGACGCAGCGGCAGAGACAGUUGACGCAGCUUCUUAACCAGGUGGCGGCAAAGCAGGGUGUGGCGUUGCGGAAGAUUCAGCAGUGUUUGUUGGGAUCUGUUGCCUUGAGAAAGGCGGACGCCGCCAUCCUGGAGGCGUGCCUUCUGCUGUUUAACGACGUCGAGGGCGCCCUUAGCGCGGCGGUGGACACGGUGGCCGAAGACGUCGCCAGGCCGGCAUCAGUGUCGCCAGUGCAAGGCGAGCGGGAGGCAUUGCUGCAACAUGCCCUUCGUCGAGCGCAGAAUCGCGUUUGUGAUACCACCUCGUCGUCCGAGGGCCAUACUCUGCGGCCGGGUUGGGGGACGGCGGCAACACCAGUCAAGGACAGAGGUGCCUCGCCGGGAGUAAUGCCUUGCAGUGAAAGGAGGCCACCCGCUCCCGUCUCUCGAGGACAUGCGUCGAUGGCUUCCACAACGAGGGGCUCCCCGCACACCUCCUCCCGAGUGCCGUUGGAGCGGCAGUCAAAGUUUGACGUUGGCCACGGUGGUGAAGACCCCUUUGGUUGCGCUGUGGCCACAUUGUCGGCUCAAGAAAAACAGUAUGCUCGAAGGCAGCACUCCAUGCCUCUGAAGCGAUGGGUGGCACCUGGCAAGGCGGGCGCCACAACACGCGGCGGAAUGUGA
This is a messenger RNA of Trypanosoma rangeli, 1185 nucleotides long. RefSeq lists its product as uncharacterized. The transcript has a single exon. The record is from RefSeq and is a predicted model, not a curated record. NCBI's taxonomy places the organism in Eukaryota, Euglenozoa, Kinetoplastea, Trypanosomatida, Trypanosomatidae. Bases 1 to 1185 code for a protein of 394 amino acids.